AUGGCCUCCAACACCGCCACCCUGGGGAACCUCCCGAGCGGCUGUGGAAUAUGUACGACCAUUCCCGACAUCCUCUACGUGCCAGAACUGAUCUUCGGCGGUCUGGUGUGGAUCCUGGUGGCGUGCACACUAGUGGUGCCGCAGAACCCUCAGGGCUGGGUCAUGUUCGUCUCCGUCUUCUGCUUCGUCAUGACCUUCAUCUGGUUGGUGGUGUUCGCCUGUGGGGGGCACCAAAACAAGAGCAGUUGGGCGGCAGCUGAUUUCAUCUACCACAGCGUCGCCGCCUUCUUCUACCUCAGUGCUUCAGUGGCUCUGGCUAAAGUGACCCUGGACAUGAAAGACGGGAGCGUCUUCAAGAACUACCAGCUGGACAUCUCUGCUGUGGUCUUCUCAUACAUGGCGACUGUGCUCUACGUCAUCCACACCAUCUUCUCUGCCAUCCGAUGGAAAUCCUUCUAAAGGAUU
Molecule: messenger RNA, 465 nt
Organism: Solea senegalensis (Senegalese sole)
Lineage: Eukaryota; Metazoa; Chordata; Actinopteri; Pleuronectiformes; Soleidae
Product: myelin and lymphocyte protein-like
Exons: 4
Coding region: 1-459 (152 amino acids)
Biological process (GO): myelination
Cellular component (GO): membrane
Molecular function (GO): structural constituent of myelin sheath
Source: RefSeq, a predicted model, not a curated record